Messenger RNA from Mercenaria mercenaria, 1509 nucleotides. RefSeq names its product D-aspartate oxidase-like. Gene Ontology annotation, molecular function: FAD binding; D-amino-acid oxidase activity. The transcript is spliced from 11 exons. Lineage: Eukaryota; Metazoa; Mollusca; Bivalvia; Venerida; Veneridae. The record is from RefSeq and is a predicted model, not a curated record. The coding region runs from base 266 to 1285 and encodes 339 amino acids.
UAAUGACACAUAUGAUUCAUUGUUAGAUUUUGAUAUACAUUGUAUUUCGUUUUAUAAAACAUACACAUAUAAUUGUACUCUCCUAUAUACGUAAAUAUUAUUUCACAUAUGAAAAUCAUUGUUGCGAUAAACCUGUAGAUUGCAAUCGAUAACGCUGAGAGUACGUUGGAAGAUUUUUUAAUGAGAUAGUUUUGUUACUGGAUCGGUGCGGGAUAUAAGUUGCCUGAAUAUUAAACGGUACAUUUGACUACUAUAGCCGCCUAGAAUGAGCGUAAAUAUAGCAGUGCUGGGUGCUGGUGUGGUAGGACUGUCUACAGCCAUCAACGUGCAGCAGUCUAUACCUAGUGCACGAGUAACUGUGAUUGCGGACAAGUUCUUCGAAGACACGACAAGUUACGGCGCUGGUGGAAUGUUUAUACCGUCCAGGCUGGCAUCGCCUAAUGUUCCUGUCGACGACCUCAGAAACUGGUGUCGAGAAUCAUGGAAGUUUUACAGACAAUUAGCACUAAGCCCGGAAGCUGGCGAUAUUGGGACAAUGAUAAUGAGUGGAUACCAUCUUAUCAACAAGCCCCUUUCUGCUGAGGACCCCCUGUAUCAGGAGUUUGUGUUCAACAGUCAAGAAAUGUCAAGGUCAGAGCUGAACGACCUCGGCUUUCAGCAAUUCCGAACUGGAUAUCGUGUGACCACUGUAAUAAUUUAUAUGAGAAAAUAUUUGACGUGGCUUCAAAAAAGGUUCGAGCAAAAUGGCGGAAUGUUUGAGAAAAGGCAUGUAAAUAGUAUAGGAGAGCUUUCAGAACAGUAUGAUGUUGUAAUGAACUGCUGUGGUCCCGGCAGCGGACGUUUGGUCAGUGAUACUCGAACUCACCCAACAAGAGGACACAUUGUCAGGGUGCGAGCACCGUGGAUCAAACAUUGGUUUCUAACUGACGGUGAAACAUAUAUAAUACCUGGGGAAGACCUUGUUGGACUUGGCACAGUGAGACAAGUUGGCAACACGAGCCUCGAUGUGGAUCCGCGCGAUACCAAAAACAUUAUUGAAGGAUGUGAAAAAUUGUGUCCUAACGUGAAAGGAGCACAAGUAGACCAUGAGUGGGUGGGGUUACGACCUGGUAGAGAUAGAAUUCGUCUUGAACCGGAAGUGUGCCAUUUUGGGAACAAAAGACUCCCAGUAGUUCACAACUACGGACAUAGUUCACAAGGUAUCGGCUUAUCCUGGGGCACUGCAGUUUAUGCUGCUAAACUCGCUGCUGAAAUACUGUCCUCAAAAUCUGGAUCGAAACUUUGAUAGACUUUAAUUCAUUUAGAUACCACUAGAAGUUACUUUUACCCGCAAGUGCGAUGAGAUUGAAAUACGAAACAAUAAGAAUAUUGAAGAAUUUGAUCAUAAACAGAUAGUUCUUCAGCUUUAUUGUUAUAUUCAUUUGUUAUUUAUUUUGUAAUUUAUGCUUUCCCCAUUGUUAUUCUUUUUACCCCAAUAAACUGUCGGCAAUGUGAGGAAAGUGAAAACAG